Messenger RNA from Callorhinchus milii (elephant shark), 4913 nucleotides. It is a transcript of the gene diaph2, whose product is annotated as diaphanous-related formin 2. Lineage: Eukaryota; Metazoa; Chordata; Chondrichthyes; Chimaeriformes; Callorhinchidae. Gene Ontology annotation, molecular function: actin binding; microtubule binding; small GTPase binding. The transcript is spliced from 29 exons. The record is from RefSeq and is a predicted model, not a curated record. Bases 441 to 3848 code for a protein of 1135 amino acids. Gene Ontology annotation, biological process: actin filament polymerization; actin cytoskeleton organization. Gene Ontology annotation, cellular component: actin filament; cytoplasm.
CCCGAGGGUGGAGACUGGGCGAGGCCGACCUUUUAUUAUUUGUGUGUGUGUGUAGUCUCUUAGCUCAUCUCUUCCUUCUGCCCGGAGAGGGAGGAGGAGGAGGAGGAGAACAGGAGAGGAGAGGGGGAGGUGAAACAAAAGGAAAAUAAAAGUAAGAAGAAGAGAAGCAAAGCUGUCUCUCUCCUUUUUUUUAGGGGGCCGUGAAAUGGGAAGGGAGUCUCGGGUGCUAUGGUUUCCGCUGAGCUGAGAGAACGACGCGGAUAAAUAACGACGAAGACCUCGCCUUGGGUGCCGGACUGGGGGGAGAUUGGCUCUGUGCCUCGUUCGCCCUCUCUUUCUUUCUCUCUCUAUGUUGUCUCAUCAUCCCGUUGCCUGAAACCGAGGAAGAGAGGAGGAGGAGGAGGAGUGGGAAGGGGGUUGGUGGGGGUGGUGGGUAAAACAUGGAAGAGCAACAGCAGCACCAUCUCCACCAUCAGCCGCCGGCGCCUCCACAGCCGGCGGCAGGAAAUGACUCGCCGCCCCGCUGCAGGGAUAGAGCUGACAAGUCUGCCGCCAGGAAGAAAACCAACGAGGACGAUCUGAAAAAUAAACCCAAGCUGAACCUUAACAUAAAAACUUUGGCGGACGAUGUGCGUGAUAGAUUAACAAGUUUUCGAAAGUCAGCUACCAAAAGAGAAAAACCUCACAUACAGCAUCCUACUGAUUCACAAGCAGCUAUGAGUGAUUUGCCAAUAGCACAGCCAGUAUUUGAAGAAUGCUUUAUGAAUCUUUCUGAGAAAGAGAUUUUGGAUCUCUUUGAAAAAAUGAUGGAAGAUAUGAAUCUCAAUGAAGAGCGCAAGGCCCCACUACGUGGAAAAGAUUUGUGCACAAAGAGAGAGAUGGUUGUGCAUUACAUCUCUGCAACUGCCAAAUCUAUAACUGGUAGCAAGGUCUCGGGAGGACUGAAAAACAGCAAACAUGAAAGUACCUUGUCAUCUCAGGAAUAUGUCCAUGAGUUGCGCUCUGGAAUUGCUGAUGAAAAGCUUCUCAACUGCCUGGAAUCAUUGAGAGUUUCUUUAACCAGCAAUCCUGUUAGCUGGGUUAAUAACUUCGGUCAUGAGGGGCUUGGCCUUAUGUUGGAUGUUUUGGAGAAGCUGUUGGAUAAAAAACAGCAAGAACUCAUUGACAAAAGAAAUCAACAUAAGAUGAUCCAGUGUCUCAAAGCAUUUAUGAACAACAAGUUUGGAUUGCAAAGAAUAUUAGGAGAUGAAAGGAGCCUUCUGCUGCUGGCAAGAGCAAUUGAUCCUAAGCAAUCCAACAUGAUGACAGAAAUUGUCAAAGUUCUCUCAGCAAUUUGUAUUGUUGGAGAAGAAAAGAUCCUUGAUAAAAUCUUGGAAGCGAUAACUGCUGCUGCAGAGCAAAAUAACAGAGAAAGAUUUGCACUCAUUGUGGAAGGGUUGGACAACCAUGAAGCAUUGCAAUUGCAGGUUGCCUGUAUGCAGUUAAUUAAUGCUCUGGUCACAUCACCAGAUGAUCUGGAUUUCAGGAUACACUUGAGGAAUGAAUUCUUGCGUUGUGGACUGAAGAAAAUAUUACCUGUGUUGAAAGAGAAAGAGAAUGAAGAGCUUGAUAUCCAAUUGAAAGUGUUUGAUGAAAACAAGGAGGAAGAUUUCAUUGAGAUAUCACAUCGUUUAGAGGACAUCCGAUCAGAGAUGGAUGAUAUAAAUGAGGUUUACCAUUUGCUGUCGAAUAUGGUAAAGGAUACUGCUGCAGAAAAUUACUUGCUUUCGAUCUUGCAACACCUACUACUCAUCAGGAAUGAUUAUUAUAUCAGACCCCAGUACUACAAGAUAAUUGAAGAAUGCGUUUCUCAGGUAGUGUUGCAUCGAAAUGGGACAGAUCCAGACUUUAGAUAUCGUAAACGAUUAGAUGUGGAUUUCAGUCACCUUAUAGAUCAUUGUGUUGAUAAAUUUAAAGUUGAAGAAAGUGAACAAAAGGCAUUAGAAUUUUCCAAAAAGUUUAAUGAAGAGUUUGCAGCUCGGCAGGAAGCACAGACCGAGCUUCAGAAGAGAGAAGAAAAAAUAAAAGAGCUUGAACUGCAAGUCCAUCAACUACAAGCUGAGUGUAAAGCAGCUCCUGCUGGUUCAGGUGUACCCCCACCUCCCCUGCUCACAGAAGGAGCUCAACCCCCUCCUCAAGCACCACCCCCUCCAACCGCCCUUCCAGGAAGCAUUCCUCCACCUCCGCCCCCACCACCACCACCUCCGGGAUGUGUGCCACCACCUCCUCCUCCUCCUCCACCACCUUUCUGUGGUCCGGGGAUUCCUCCUCCACCUCCAUUUGGAGGUGCACCUCCUGCUUUUGGGGCUCCUGUCGUGUUGCCACAUGGACUCCAAGCUAAAAAGCAGUACAAGCCAGCAGUUACCAUGAAAAGAGUCAACUGGUCCAAGAUUGUACCUCAGGACAUGACGGAGAAAUGCUUUUGGAUAAAGAUCAAAGAAGAAAACUUUGAGAGUACUGAUCUGUUCUCUAAACUAAUGCUUAGUUUUGCCACCCAGACAAAAGUAAAUAAAGAUGAAGUGCAAAAUGAGGAGAAAAAACCUUCCACUGCCAAGAAAAAAGUGAAAGAACUGAAGAUUUUGGAUGCUAAAACAGCUCAAAAUUUGUCAAUCUUCCUGGGUUCAUAUCGCAUGUCGUAUGAAGAAAUCAAAAAUGUAAUUCUGGAAGUGGAUGAAAAGAAGCUCAGUGAGUCUAUAAUCCAGAACCUGGUGAGGUAUUUGCCAGAGCACAAAGAACUCAGUACAUUAUCCCAGUUUAAGGAUGAAUAUGAUGAUUUAUGUGAACCAGAGCAAUUUGGAGUGGUGAUGAGCACCGUAAAGUUGUUACGGCCACGACUCAACAGUAUUCUUUUCAAGCUUCAGUUUGAAGAGUAUUUGAGUAACAUUAGGCCAGACAUUAUGAAUGUGACAUUUGCUUGUGAAGAGGUGAAAAAGAGUGAAAACUUCAGUAAAAUAUUAGAACUCGUCCUUCUGGUAGGCAACUUCAUGAAUGCCGGUUCCAGAAAUGCACAAACAUUUGGUUUCAACAUGAGCCAUCUCUGCAAGCUGAAAGACACCAAGUCAACAGAUCAGAAAUCAACUUUGAUGCAUUUUUUAGCAGACAUCACUGAAGAGAAAUAUCCAGAGAUUUUGAAAUUCACAGAUGAACUUAGCCAUGUAGAAAGCGCAAGCAAAGUUUCAGACCAGAACCUCAAGAGCAGUUUACUUGCCAUGGAGCAGCAAAUUCAGCGCCUUGAAAAUGACAUCAAGAAGUUUUCCCACACAGAAGACGAACAUGAUAAGUUUGUGGAAAAGAUGUCCAGCUUUGCCAAACAUGCCAGAGAGCAGUAUGAAAAGCUUUCAAACAUGUAUGGAAACAUGAUGAAGCUGUAUGAAGGACUGGGAGAAUACUUGGUCUUCAAUCCAAAAAACAUCAGCAUAGAGGAUUUCUUCCUUGAUCUCAAAAACUUCAGGUCGAUAUUCUUGGAUGCACUGAAAGAAAACAUUAAAAGAAGAGAGACAGAGGAGAAGAUCAAGAGAGCGAAACUGGCAAAGGAGAAAGCAGAAAAGGAGAAGUUGGAACGGCAGCAAAAGAAGAAACAACUCAUUGAUAUGAACAAAGAAGGUGAUGAAACAGGAGUGAUGGAUAGCCUGCUGGAGGCUUUGCAGUCAGGCGCUGCAUUCAGGGAUCGCAGGAAGCGCACGCCAAGAAGUCUUGGUGAACAAAGUCCAACUAGUCCAACCUCCCGGUGGCCUGUUGAAAAGGAAAACAGACGCGUUAACUUGGAGAGGUCACGGUCCCGUCACAAUGGAAAUAUGCCAUUUGCAUGAUCUCACGGUGCCAAAGAAGAUUUGAAGAUUGCUUUUUUUUUAAAAAAGACCUAAGGCAUCAAAACGGCCUAAGAGUGUGCAGUGAAUUGUAAGAGCUGGAAUAAAGAAGAUCUAAAGGGACUGACCCACCCAGGAAUCAUGGGGGAUCAUUUGUGGACUGUGUUGAAAUUAACUGCCUCUGCUGACACGUAUAUAAAAAAGUUUUUUAUAUAGUAUUACUAAACGAUAUAGUCGAGGAUAGUGAUGAAUCGAGGAACGUUUUAUACAGUAUUACAAUAAAAUUCACCCAAUUUGGUGUUCCUUAGAUUUUUUUCUGUUUUAUGGCAGUCAGCUGUUCUCAAGUAAACUUAAAGUAACUCUUUUUUGAAGAAAAAUACCAAAGGCUGAACCUGGUAUAUUAAUUGUUGAAAAGAAGCCUCCUGUUUUAUUUUCAGUGGGAGGGUGGGGGGGCAGGAGGGGGGCGCUUUAUUCAUUUUUUUCCCAAAAUGAAGUAUUUUUGGGAGGGGAAAUAUUUUCUAAUUGCACUUUUAUGUACUUUAGAUGCAUAUCUUUCAGGAAAAAUAUUUGCCCGCUGGUUAUAACAAAGACUGACAUCUGUUAAGUUACACAAUUAUAUGAUUUCUUGCAUCACGUACAAAAUAUGUUGUCUGAAUAUGAGAGCUUGCAUAGUAUUUGCAGGUGUUGCGAAAUAGCAUUGUAUCAUGGUUGUAUCACGGAAAUCAAGAUUUAAACAAUUGUGUCUUAAACUGCUUUGUAUUUAAACAUUUUUAUAUAAAAAAAAUUAUGGGUGCACACCUCAACACUUAAUUGAGAUAUGCCAUUAAAUUAUCAGAGUAAUGAACUAUUAAAGUUUAGUUAACCACUUUAAGUGUUAGGUAAUGACCACAUUAAAUGAUAAAAAUUUACUGCGAGUGAACCAGCCGUAUUCCCAAAUAGUAAAAUGAAGUGGGAUGUAAAUGAAUUUGCAUAUAUGUAACAGAGUUACUUAUAGUAUAUGAAAGAAAAUAAGAGAAUGUAUAUCAGCACAAUGCCUUUAAUGUCUGAAAUAAAAUCCAUAUUAUCGUG